CAUCGCCCGGCAUGGAGCCGGGCCCCGCGGGCACCUCGGCCCGGGCUCGGCGGGGUGGAGGCUUUGCGGACUUCUUCGCCAGGAUUUGUAAUAGCGACCAAGACAAGAUCGAGAAACAGCCCGAGAAAGAAAAUUCUUGGAAUUAAAAAAGCCUAAACUUAUUUGGCAGAAAAGUACUUUUUUUCGUAUAGUCAGCUGAAAGUCUUUUUCAAAUGAAAAAAAAUGAUUGAGGUUUGGAAAGAAUAAAUCUUUUUCUAAAAAGGACAAAGGAACUCAAAUCAGUUGUUCAUAGUGCGCCUGGUUGGAAAUUAUUUGGAAAAGUCCCUCCCAGAGAGAAUCUCCAAAAAACUUCCAAAAUCAUUCAGCAGGAAUAUGAAGCACGAACAGGAAGGACAUGUAAACCACCACCUCAGUCUUCACGACGUAAAAAUUUUGAAUUUGAGCCACUUUCUACCACAGCCCUGAUUCUUGAGGAUCGACCAUCAAAUCUUCCUGCUAAAUCUGUGGAAGAAGCUUUACGCCACCGACAAGAAUAUGAUGAAAUGGUGGCUGAGGCUAAAAAAAGAGAAAUCAAAGAAGCACAUAAAAGAAAAAGAAUAAUGAAAGAGCGAUUUAAACAGGAAGAAAGCAUUGCAAGUGCAAUGGUAAUUUGGAUCAAUGAAAUACUGCCCAAUUGGGAAGUGAUGCGUAGUACAAGAAGAGUUCGAGAAUUGUGGUGGCAGGGAUUGCCCCCUAGUGUUCGUGGGAAAGUAUGGAGUCUAGCUGUAGGAAAUGAACUAAAUAUCACUCCUGAACUUUAUGAGAUCUUCCUUUCAAGAGCAAAAGAACGAUGGAAAAGCUUCAGUGAAACAAGUUCAGAUAAUGAUAUAGAAGGUAUAUCUGUUGCUGACCGAGAGGCCAGUCUGGAAUUAAUUAAGUUGGACAUAUCCCGUACAUUUCCAUCUCUCUACAUCUUUCAGAAGGGUGGCCCAUAUCAUGAUGUUUUACAUAGUAUCUUAGGGGCAUAUACUUGUUACAGACCUGAUGUUGGUUAUGUCCAAGGGAUGUCCUUCAUUGCAGCAGUACUCAUUCUCAAUUUAGAAGAGGCAGAUGCCUUCAUUGCAUUUGCAAAUCUCCUGAACAAGCCAUGCCAACUGGCCUUUUUCCGUGUUGAUCACACCAUGAUGCUGAAAUAUUUUGCAACAUUUGAAGUAUUCUUUGAAGAAAACCUCUCCAAACUAUUUCUUCAUUUCAAAUCUUACAGUCUUACACCAGACAUAUACUUAAUAGACUGGAUCUUCACACUAUAUAGCAAAUCUCUACCACUUGAUCUGGCUUGUCGAGUCUGGGAUGUAUUUUGCAGAGAUGGGGAGGAGUUUUUAUUUAGGACUGGAUUAGGAAUCCUCCGGUUAUAUGAAGAUAUUCUCCUACAGAUGGAUUUUAUUCAUAUAGCACAGUUUUUAACAAAAUUGCCAGAAGAUAUCACAUCUGAGAAGCUGUUCAGCUGUAUUGCAGCCAUUCAGAUGCAGAAUAGCACCAAAAAAUGGACUCAGGUCUUUGCUUCUGUAAUGAAGGAUAUUAAAGAAGGAGACAAGAACUGCAGCCCUGCCCUGAAAAGUUGGGGAAAAUUUGAGUUAUCUGGGAACUUGGAAGUAUUGGUGGGAGAUUGUUUUUGUUUGUUUAAGGUGUUUUCUCACAGUAUUCUAUUUGUUUUUGAAGGGAAGAAGAAGAAGAAUUUUAGCCUUUUUAGUGUAACAUUGUUUAUCUCAUAAUUUAGUAUUAAACAAACUAUUUGAUAGAAUGAAAGUUCUUUUUGCACUUUAUUGGACUGAAGUUUUGACUUUGGGAAUAAGUCCAAAAAUAUAAAUGAGGUUUAAUUUCAUUGGUAAGAAUAAAAAGUAAUGAAUUCUGAGUUUUUAAAUAGCAUACUGUGUCACAAGACUUUGCUUUUUUUCUAGAUAAAUUCCUCCUUUGUGAAAUGAAAUUUAUUAAUUCCAGUUUGAAAUUUAAAAUCUUACAUGUCCUAAAUCCAUAACUUGUGUAACACUAUGUAUAAUUUUUAUAAUCAAUGAAGAGUAAAAUUAAAAUUUUUCUGAGUCUAAUGGCAUAGUAGAUAAGGAAAGUAUUAAUCAUUGGUAAAUUUAUUAUAUUGGUAAAUUUAUUACAUUGAAUUUAUUAUAUUGAAUUUUUGACCAUAAACUAAAUCAUUUGAAUGUUAUUGAGUUUAUAUAACAUACCACUUGGUUAAUAAUUAGUUUAUAUUUUUAUGUUACAGUUUGGUUUGAAACUACUUAAACACACAAUUUCUGUUAGUAGUAUAGUAUAGUCUUCAAACUAACAAGCCUGAGAUCCUUGUUAGUGUAGUGACUGCCUCGUAAGGAGUAUGGGUCCAGAGGGUGCCCAUUUAUUUUUACCCUAUGGGUCAUUCUAGCCUAGGGGACUACUAGUGGAACCCUCAGAAGUUAACUCCUGUCAUGGGGGAUAGCUCAGUGGAAAUUGGUAAUAUAAUAACAUAUUGAGGAAAUUGUCCAGGGUCUUUAUGGUUUAGGAUGACCUUUAAACUCUGGUAACUAUUUCCUUGGUAUCGGUGUCCCUGAUAGAGGGAAUGUAUCCUCUGGCAGUAAUCUCAUUGAGGUUUUACUACCUGCCUAUAUUUAAUAUUACUUUUAUGUAUUUGCUUCUUGAGGGAGACCUAAGUUACUGUGUUUCUUUUUCUUAUUUUUUUAUUGUACAGUUUCUUUACCUUCAAAUAUAAAUAAAUGUGUAUAUAAAAUGUAAAUAUAAAGAGUUCGCUAAAAACCACUAGUAACAAUUGCUAUGUAAAUAAAACAUAUAAGCAGAGUUAUUUGAAGUGAGUGUUUAUUACUUUGGAGAUUCCUGAUUUAGUUAACCACAUCUGGAGAAAAACAGGCCUACACUUUUUUUUUUGGUGGGGGAAAGGUAGGAUGGGGUGUUCAUAUUUCUCUUCCAAGGGAAGCAAUAAGCCUUCAGUCUUUUGAGACACUCAGUACUGGCAGCUAAAAUACUAUACUGUUAUCUUUCCUUUGAACCUCAUACAUAAGCAAACACAUAGUGUUUCGCAGGUGUUUGUCUUUUGGUUAAAUAUAUUUUUCCUAAAAUAUCCAAGAUAAUGUGAAAUUUAAUGUUAUUUCUGUUGCUUGUCUACUUAAAUAUGUUGCUUUUUUCUUUCAUAUUCCUUUAGUCUAUUAUUCUUUCAUUACUCCUUUAUUAUUCCAGGCUAUAGUGCAUUAUAUAAGUGCUACUGAAAGAUUCAAGCAACUUGUUUUCUAAAGUCAGAUUUUUGCUUUUUUCUUUGGCAUUGAUGACCUUUAUGUAAUGCUGUUGGUUUCAGUAUAUUUGACUACACAAAAGUUAGGCAACAUAACAUUUGUGAAGUGACACUGAAAUUUUAAAAGCUUCUGACUUUCAGAUAACAGCUUUCCGUGUAGGGUGGGAAUUAGUACUGCUUUUAUUUACAACAGUCAACUCAUUUAGGGGGUAUAAUUCUAAUUUUUUUUACUUAAUAAUGCCCUAGUUUAUUUUCACUUUUCUAUUUUUGUUUGGAUAAGAUAAAAUUCUUGAUGAAGAGCAUAUUCAGGUAACAGGCUUGAUUUAAAAAAUUUUAAAGAGGCAAAAAUGGAAAUCUAUUAGGUUUUAACUGAUAACCAACUGAUCAAUUGUGUUAGAAUCUCUAGAAAAAAAUUGAUAUUUGAUGUAUUGACCAAUUUUGCUGUUUGUCAAUCACUACCUAAAAGAUGAAUUCUCAUAGUAAAACCUUACUUAAUUAAAACUUGACUGUUUCACAGCAUAUGAAAAAUGAAGUCACUUCAUUUUAUCAGGGAAACUGGCCACUUCAAAAAAGAAGCUGCCAUGCUCUAUAAAAAUAUUGUUUACAAGUGCAGUUCUAAUAGAAGCAAAUGAUAAGGAAAUUUGAAUUUAUUCAAUCACACUUAUUAAGCCCUGAUUAUGUGCCAAUUUCUGCCUCUUUAUAUUUUGGUAAAUUAUAUAAAGUUGUAAGACUUGAGAAUCUAGCAAAAUUGCUUUUCUUUCCAAACAUGUGGCUGUUUAUAUUGUCAUUUUGUCCCCAAUUACUAAUGUUUUAUUGUAUACAGUUCUUUUUGUGGGCUAGGGUUGUUUUUUAAUAAAUACUAGGAAGGAAGUUUAACUUUUUAGAAAACUGCAUUGCAGAAGUGUUUCAUUUGUUGAACAUUAAACAGAACUGUCAUGAC
Messenger RNA from Dipodomys spectabilis (banner-tailed kangaroo rat), 4208 nucleotides. RefSeq names its product TBC1 domain family member 12 (gene Tbc1d12). The record is from RefSeq and is a predicted model, not a curated record. The coding region runs from base 543 to 1751 and encodes 402 amino acids. NCBI's taxonomy places the organism in Eukaryota, Metazoa, Chordata, Mammalia, Rodentia, Heteromyidae. The transcript is spliced from 15 exons.